AUGGACACUUCAUCCAAAGAAAAUAUCCAGUUAUUCUGCAAAAGUUCAAUGCAACCUGUCGGGCAAUCUUCCUUUAAAACAGAAUAUUCUUCCUCAAAGGAGAAACAACGAUGCUGUGGUAAACUGAAGGUAUUUUUGGGUGCCUUGUCUUUCGUCUACUUUGCCAAAGCAUUGGCAGAAGGUUAUCUGAAGAGCACCAUCACUCAGAUAGAGAGAAGGUUUGAUAUCCCUUCUUCACUUGUGGGAGUUAUUGAUGGUAGUUUUGAAAUUGGGAAUCUCUUAGUUAUAACGUUUGUAAGCUACUUUGGAGCCAAACUUCACAGGCCAAAAAUAAUUGGAACAGGGUGCCUAAUCAUGGGAGUUGGAACAUUGCUCAUUGCAAUGCCUCAGUUCUUCAUGCAGCAGUACAGAUAUGAAAAAUACUCUCCUUUCUCUAAUUCCACUCUCAGCCUCUCUCCAUGUCUUUUGGAGUCAGACAGUCAAUUACCUCUCUCGAUUAUAGAAAAAUCACAAUCCAAAAGGACUGAUGAAUGUGAAAUGGAUGCCGGCUCUUCCAUGUGGGUUUAUGUUUUCCUGGGGAACCUUCUUCGUGGAAUUGGGGAAACUCCUAUUCAGCCUCUAGGCAUUGCCUACCUUGAUGAUUUUGCCAGUGAAGACAAUUCUGCUUUCUAUAUUGGGUGUGUGCAGACGGUUGCAAUUAUAGGACCGAUCUUUGGCUUCCUGCUAGGCUCAUUAUGUGCCAAACUGUAUGUUGACAUUGGCUUUGUAAACCUAGAUCAUGUAACCAUUACUCCAAAGGAUCCCCAGUGGGUAGGAGCCUGGUGGCUGGGUUACCUAAUAGCAGGAAUUGUAAGUCUUCUUGCAGCUCUGCCUUUCUGGUGUUUACCAAAGAGUCUGCCGAGACCCCGAAGUAGAGAGGAUUCCAAUUCCUCCUCUGAAAAAUUCAAGUUUAUUAUGGAUGAUCAUACAGACUACCAAACACCCCUUGGAGAAAAGUCAAAAAUAAUGGAAAUGGCAAGAGAUUUUCUUCCAUCACUGAAGAAUCUCUUUGGAAAUCCACUGUACUUGUUAUAUUUGUGUGCCAGCACCGUUCAGUUCAAUUCUUUGUUUGGAAUGGUGACCUAUAAACCCAAGUACAUUGAGCAGCAGUAUGGGCAGUCAUCCUCUAAGGCCAACUUUGUUAUCGGGCUCAUCAACAUACCUGCAGUGGCCUUUGGAAUAUUCUCUGGGGGGAUAGUUAUGAAAAAAUUCAGAAUCAGUGUAUAUGGAGCUGCAAAACUCUACUUGGGAUCAUCUGUUCUUGGGUACCUCCUAUUCCUUUCCCUGUUUGCACUGGGCUGUGAAAAUUCUGAUGUGGCAGGACUAACUGUCUCCUACCAAGGAACCAAACCUGUCUCUUAUCAUGAACGAGCUCUCUUUUCAGAUUGCAACUCAAGAUGCAAAUGUUCAGAGACAAAAUGGGACCCUGUGUGUGGUGAAAAUGGAAUCACCUAUGCAUCGGCAUGUCUUGCUGGUUGUCAGACCUCCACCAGGAGUGGAAAAACUCUUAUAUUUUAUAACUGUACCUGUGUGGGGAUUGCAGCCUCAAAGUCAGGAAAUUCCUCAGGCAUGGUGGGCAGGUGUCAAAAAGAUAAUGGAUGUCCCAAAAUGUUUCUGUAUUUCCUUGUCAUUUCAGUCAUCACAUCCUAUACUUUAUCUCUAGGUGGCAUACCUGGAUACAUACUGCUUCUGAGGUGCAUUAAGCCACAAUUUAAGUCUUUUGCCCUGGGUAUCUACACCUUAGCAAUAAGAGUUCUUGCAGGAAUCCCAGCUCCCGUGUAUUUUGGAAUUUUGAUUGACACCUCAUGCCUCAAAUGGGGAUUUAAAAGAUGUGGACGUAGAGGCUCCUGCAGAUUAUAUGAUUCAAAUGCUUUCAGACACAUAUAUCUGGGACUAACUGUGAUGCUGGGCACAGUGUCCAUUUUCCUAAGUAUUGCAGUACUUUUCACUUUAAAGAAAAAUUGUGUUUCAAAACAUAGAAGCUUCAGAACCAAGACAGAAGGAACAAUGGUGUCUACAAGAAUCAGGAAGGAAAAUUGUACUACAAGUGAUCAUUUGCUACAACCCAACUACUGGCCAGGCAAGGAAACACAGCUUUAG
Molecule: messenger RNA, 2139 nt
Organism: Callorhinus ursinus (northern fur seal)
Lineage: Eukaryota; Metazoa; Chordata; Mammalia; Carnivora; Otariidae
Gene: SLCO1C1
Product: solute carrier organic anion transporter family member 1C1
Biological process (GO): sodium-independent organic anion transport; bile acid and bile salt transport; transmembrane transport
Cellular component (GO): basolateral plasma membrane
Molecular function (GO): bile acid transmembrane transporter activity; protein binding
Source: RefSeq, a predicted model, not a curated record